This is a messenger RNA of Gorilla gorilla gorilla (western lowland gorilla), 1176 nucleotides long. RefSeq names its product CCDC163 homolog (gene CCDC163). The record is from RefSeq and is a predicted model, not a curated record. NCBI's taxonomy places the organism in Eukaryota, Metazoa, Chordata, Mammalia, Primates, Hominidae.
GCAAGCUACACGGUGGGGGUGUGCAUGUACGUGUCUCUUCUAGAGAAAGGUAGUUCCACCGCCUCCAUCGCCGGUUGUGUUCGCAAGAGGCGAACUCAGUUUCCCAGGUGGCGCUGCGGCAGCCAAUCCAAAGUCGGACUUUCAAAACCAACCCGAAGUUUUGAAGCCGGCGGCGGCAGUUGUCACUGGCACAGGUUUGGCGUGGUGGCGCCAGUGUACUACUUCUGGGGAGGUGUCGACCAGGUUCUGGCACCUUCAAUCCCCACCUGAUAUCUGCGUAUCAUCACGGUAUCCCGCUUUUCCCCCAGUUCCCCAAGAGCGUCCUUCCUUUCCCUAGUCACAGGAUCGCAGUUUUGGUCUGAUAGCGCAUCCCCCUACCCCAGUGUUGCAUCCCCACUCCCCUCUUUCCAUCUAACGUGGUGGCCUUUCCUGGGGAUACCUUGGGUAUCCCCCGCUGGGAGAGCAAGCACAAGACACCAGGGAGCCAGACCCCUGCCGCUCCCCUGCCACAGGAUAUGAAUACGGGCCUCAGCUGGUUUGAGCAGCUGGCUGUGCUUCUCAACGCUACUGAUGGAAAUGUGGUCCGGAUUAAGGGACUCUCAGAGCUCAUUGGCCUGUGCAUCUGUUUCUUUUGUAGCAGUGGCUGUAUCCUCUUGGGGUCUCCACCGCAGAAUAGCACUGCUGUCACUCCUACAGUGCUGUGGGAGGAGUCAGAGAUUAUGCAGAAGGAAUUGAAGUUGCUGCAGUACCAGUUGAGAUCUCCAUUCAUGUUGUCCAAUCUAAGCUGCCUCUGCCCACUACCUUCACCAUGUCUGUUUCUUCAUCCAGCUCUUAAUUCAGUCUUCUGGACAGUAACAGUAGCUGGGAUUUAUGGAAGCCAGAUCCCCAGAGGAGCACCCUUUCUAACCUGGAGCCCAGCAUCUUUCAGCUCCAUGCCCAGAGUCUUAAGCAAGAGGACCUAUUCCUUUGGGGCCCCAAAAUGCUCCUGAAUGACCUGUAAGGACUCGUUAAGAAUAGUAGGAUGAAGGCUUCUUUGCCCACCCUCCCCUCCAAGGCCCUGUUUCUGGGCUGCCCGCCCCUACCUUCUUGAAGUAGCUAUUAUCUGUCUUAUCUACUGAGGCUUUUCACUGCCUGCCCAUCCUUGCCCCCCAACUGCAAUAAAAUGGUUUAACCCUC